Molecule: messenger RNA, 267 nt
Organism: Adineta steineri
Lineage: Eukaryota; Metazoa; Rotifera; Eurotatoria; Adinetida; Adinetidae
Source: the annotation of a GenBank genome assembly
AUGACAGCACGAUUUGGUAUGGUAGCUGUUGGAUUAGUUCUUGAACAUGUUAAGAAAUUAAAUGUAUUUAAAGAAAUAACUGAAAUUUAUAUACUUGUUCCAGCUUUAAUUGGUUUAAAACGAAAUUUAGAAAUGAUAUUAGCAUCACGUUUACCUACACAUAUAUGUGUAGGUGGUAAUUUAGUCGCUGUUCAAGCAAGUCGAUUAUCUACUAUACUUCAUCAACAAUGCAAACCAGGAGAAUUUCAAGGUAUUACACAAUAUUAG